UUUACACAAUCAAAGUUUGAUAAAGACAAUUAGAAGAAAAGAUCACAGAGAGAAUCAGAAGAGAAAUGGAUUCGCCGCCGCCGCCGCCACCGCCACCACCUCCGAGGAGUUACCGCCUUAUUACCCUCAUACUGAAGCUCCUGACCAUCGUUUUUCUAUUGACAGCACUAGUUGUCCUCACCACCGAUACUGUAACCGAUGAACAUUACGACAACAGUACAGAUGGGAACGUCAACACAGUUGGGUACGUCAGUGUGCGUAUGCAUUUCAAGGACAUAAACAGUUACCGGUACUUACUUAGUACAUGUGUAAUCGGAAUGGCAUACACACUAUUACAAAUUGUAUUCUCAUUUUAUCAUAUCAGCACCGGAAAUAAUUUAAGCAGUCCGACUUUUGAUUUCUACGGUGACAAGGUUCUAUCUUAUACACUGGCAACUGGGGCUGCUGCAGGAUUUGCUGCUACCAGUGAUCUGCGGCCCGGAUCUGAGGGAGUUAUUUCUCACUUUUUCAAUAGGGGAUAUGCGGCCUCCGCCUUGGUCCUCCUUGGGUUCGUUUGCGCCGCAUUCUUAUCCAUUUUCUCCUCUCGUGCUCUUCCAAAGAAGGUCUAAGAUUCAUCACCUGCAGUCCAAGGCUUCAACAAUGUCAAUUAAGAAUUUUUUUACUUUGAUUAUAUAUGGGUCCAUUGCUUUCCUGUUUCAUUUCUUUGUAAAAUGAAAUACUUCAUUUCCCAUCGGAUUAAGAAGAACCAAUAAUCAUGGAACUCGAAAGUAUGAUUUUAUUAGGAUUUCCUAAUAGUUUGUAGGCAUACUCUUGAUUCUUGAAGUCGUAUUUGCUUCUUUCACACUUUCAGUUUCAGACAUUCCCAUGUCAAGUAUUCAAGACUGUAAUUUGGACACUCUUUAGGCCUAAUAUCAAUGGAAAUGAAUAUGAAUGUUAGUC
Rubroshorea leprosula is the source of this 939-nucleotide messenger RNA. NCBI's taxonomy places the organism in Eukaryota, Viridiplantae, Streptophyta, Magnoliopsida, Malvales, Dipterocarpaceae. The record is from the annotation of a GenBank genome assembly.